UUGAAAAAUGCGUGUCGAGACGUCAUUUUUUGACGGCACUUUUUGCCGUGUUAAGACGUCAUUUUUUAAGACGAUAUUUGCGCUUAUGGCUUUCCAUAGUUUUUGACGUGACUACGCGCAUUCUUUAAGACGAUAUUUGGGCUUUCCGCGUUCCAUACUUUUACCAUUGCGGUCUAGGGGAAAAAUCCUUUUUGGGCCGCAGGGGAUUUUUUUCGCUACAGUACCACGAGUUGCCAGCAUGUCGUUUGUGCUGCAAGGCUGAGCGAAGCACUCGGGUCUUGCACGCCAGUGAAACGGGAAAAAGAAUAAGAAAAAUAGCUCGUACACGGAAGUUGUCAUCAGCGCUAAGUACUAACAGCUGAAGCUCUAAGCGGUAGGAAAGAAGUUAACGUUACCGCAAUAAGUGAAUAGCUGAGUGGAUGGAAACUUUUGGGUUUGUGUCUGUAGUGUGUCUGUAGUGGUUAAAAUGCAACGUAGCAAAGCGCCAGCGAGUGUGGAAGUGAAGCAGGUGAUCGGAACUCUGGGCAGACUGCUGGUGGCCACCGGCCUGGACGAUGUCCCCGCACCUGAGACCUUCAGACGGGCAAAAUUCGGUGGUGGCCCCGAGGUGGAAGGUCAGUUCUGGCAGCUCCUCGCCAACAUCCUUCAGAGAAUUGGCAUAGUUUCAUCUGAAGCCCACUUACAGCUUAAAGGAGACCACAGGAAGCUGGUGGCGGCAGGCCUGUGGCAGACUGGUUGUCAUGCUGACUGGAUGUAUGGGGGGGAGGUGGCAGAAGGCGAGGAGGAAAAGCAUUUCUCCAGCAGAGAUCUCCUACUGGCUCUGGGCUGGCUGCUCGCUACAGAAACACUAGAGAAACUACUGACACAGCGAGUACAGCAGCUGGACAAAACACUCCUCACAUCUGUACCUAUGAAUACUCUCAUGGUCUAUCGUGAGCUCCAGUUAGACUCAGCUUUCUUACGGAGACUCCAGUGGCUCAUUGGCUACCUGAGACACCAAAGGCGAAUCCUGCUGUCCAUGCUAGAAGAGCGAACUCAGUUGCUUCAUGCGGUUUUUUCUGCCUGCUUCCACUCAGCUGUAUCUUCCUCCCCUGAUCAAAGUUUGACUGCGCUAAACAAUGACUGUGAUCGGGUGCGGCAGCUCUGUGACCUCCUAGAAGCAUAUCUUUACUGGAAACAGGUGGAGAAAAUCUUCUGGACCUGGAUGGACAGUGUGAUGGAUUGCCAUCUGACAGAUCCUGUUGUUAAGAAGUCUCUACAUACACCUGACGUGUGUCACCAAAGAAACCAGGGGCUAGAGACGUUGGAGGACAUUCUAUCGAGACAACACACAGCACAGAAAAGACAGAGGAGAGGCAGAGGGGAUACUCAGGACAGAGGAGGAGAGAGGUGUCAGGGCGGACUGGGCCCCUCUUCCCUCUUUUGUCUCCCCUCCCAGGCCUACCGAAUCAUGCUCCAGGUUGAGAGGCCGGUCAGAGACCACAUCUACCCAGCAGAGAGGUCCAAUGGCAGCGGCAAUGCUCCAGACAAGAUCCAUGUGUCUCAGGCUGUACAGCUGCUUCUCCAAACAGAGGCUCUGCUGCUAGAGAGGAGGGACAGGCAGAGACUGGCCAACAGGAUGCAGUUGCAGGAAAUGGUUGGUGAAGUGGAAGGACUAGUGUUGAUACCACCAUAGACUUUUAUUUUUUAAUUGAAUGAAUACAUUUUGCAUUCUGCACUUGAUAAGGGUCUAUGAGGUCCAAUUCAUGACUUUCAUUUUAUUAAUCAAAUUGCUGACAUUUUUGUGUAAGACAUGUUCUAUAAUAUAUUUAAAUGUAUAAGAACGAGGAAACCUAUUCCCAUUUUAACUGAAGCCAAAAUAUCUAGGAUACAAAUGCUGCCAUCUUUUGCUGGUAACGUCCUCUGGAGCCAAAGUCUGUGCUGUAGUAAUCAGUAACAAGGUCAUGUUGAUGCACCAAUCAGUCUGUUUUUUAUCAUGAAAAAACUUCUUAUAGCAGCAAACAACUAACCAAACCUAUCAAAAUACUUGUACCCUGCUGUACAUGAGGGUAACAGAAACCAAUUUUGGGAAAAAUGUAUUUUAUGUGUACCUUUAUUUAUAUUUUGUCCCAUGUGCUUGUCCCAUUGAGGGGGUGGGGUUUAUAACCUAUACUUCCGCUAUCCACCAGCGGGCGAUCAAGAUGUUUUGGGUUCACUUUUGGGAGCUGUUAUUUGUUGGAAAUGGCUAGCCUCUCGUCCAAAUAUUAUGGCAAAUAUACCUCUAAAGUCAUGUAUCACAUUUAUUUAAUUUGUACACCUACAGAAGUGUAAAGCUCAAGCUAUUAUAUGCCUAAGCUAUUGCCAGAGAGGAGUGGUGCAUUGGUAAACACACAAACACGAAACCAAAGUGAGUUUAAAGGAUUUUUUUAUUUAUUUAUUUUUAUUCUUUUCCUUUUUUUUGUAUAAUAAAAGUACACAGAGAUGUUGAAUUUUAUCGCUCAACCUAGGCAAUUUGAAUGCAGAAGGUACAGCUGACUUUAAAUGUGUACCAUACGUUCUUGUCUGGUAUGUUGACUGAACAAUAAUUCAGAGGAUUUGUGAAACCACUUUUAAAAGGCAAUUUCCCAAUGUAAGGUUCAAAGAGUGUUUUUAUUUUUUAAUAUUUUUUAAUAGACUAUAUUAUCAUGAAGAAUUAACCACCAGUAGUUUCUGCAUGUAGGAGUUGAGCCACUUCUGUCUCUCCAUGGAGGUGAGGAGCUUGCUCUUCUCUCUGAAGGCCGUGUCAUCAGCAACCACCAUGUUCCUCUUCACCACCCCGUCUCGCUGAGAAGACCAUUCAGCAGGCAACGCCUUUCCCAUUCUAGCAAUAUACAGACCAAGACCAUGAGAUUAGCAACAAGAAAACAACCCAGGGUCUUCACUGACACAUUGCCGAUAGAAAGUAUUCAGAUUCCUGUUGGAUUUUAAAUGCUAAAAUUACAAUUUUUGCCCCUCAAUUCACACAAUAACGCAUAGUAAUGACAAAUGAAAACAUGUUUUUAGAAAAUUGUGCAAAUUGAAAUUAAAAAAUUCUCCUGUACUCAAGUAUUCAGACCUUUUGCUGUAUCAUUUCUGCUUUGAUUAUCCUUUAGAUGUGACUACUACUUGAUUGGAGUCCACUUGUGGCUAAUUUGAACACUCUUAAGGUCCCACAAUUUCACUGCAGCCAUUUUGACAUCAGAAACUGACAUCCAAGGAACCGGGAUUAAAUUGUCGUGAAGCAUGGAUAAUGGCAAAGUUAUAAAACAUUUUCCAGAGAUUUGAGCGUUCCCAGGAGCACAAUGGCCUCAAUAAUUUGGAAAUUUUUGGAACCAGAGCCCUUCCUAAGUUGGCUGUCAAUCAAAACUGAAACCGGGCCUUGGUCGAAAGGUGACCAAGAACCCAUUGGCUUAGUCUUAUGGAGAUUCAGGAGUCCUCUGCAGAGAUGACAGAACCUAGUAAGAAGGACAAUCUCAGCAGCACUGCAUCAAUCGGCCUUUAUGGUAGAGUGGCAAAACCAGAGGGCAGGGAUGUGUUCAAUGUGAUGAAAAUGGGCUAUCCCGAGCAUCAUUACAGCUGAAGAAUGCAGCUAAACUGGAUGAGUUGCAAGGACAAAUGCUGUUGGAUCAAGUUAAUACUUCAGCAAAGUGUGGUGCAGCUUCCACAAGGCCGCAUUCUGACAGAGACAAUCUUAUGCAGGCAAGUUUUGUGGUGAGCAAGCUAACGAGCUGAAACCUCAUUCAGUAGGAGACUGAAGGAAACUUGUUGUUGCUGUGGAGUAUUGGAUAAUGUAAUGCUCUGCACUGUUAUUGAUGCAAACCUUAUAUGUUGCGCAAUAGUGCCCUCUAGUGGCAUUUGCUAAAUAUUGUUUUUCGGCUUUUCUUGCACUCAUUCUACCAGUGGGUCUGGUCGGUCCGUGUUGUAAUCCGUAAUGUUCCUUCAUGCCAAGGCAAUGUCUGUAAUUAGCAGCUUUAUGCAAUGUGUGUUGACUUACCCCAGAUGUUGUUUUGUGCUUGUGUAAGAGACUGUUUUUUGAUAUAAUCGGUCGGCAGCUAAAAGGUUAGACUAGCAUGACUUUUAUAUUGAGCUCUGUUGCAGGUAGCAAUAUGCCAGCAUGGGUUGCUAUAUGCACUAUAGGUAUGUAUGCACUGUUAACUGCUUUGUUUAUUGUUCGUGUAAAAUGCUCAUGUCUGUUUUCUGUAUUGUUUUGCAGUUUGACUAAUUCUUAAGUAAACUUCAUAAAAGUCA
Molecule: messenger RNA, 4245 nt
Organism: Scophthalmus maximus (turbot)
Lineage: Eukaryota; Metazoa; Chordata; Actinopteri; Pleuronectiformes; Scophthalmidae
Gene: tedc1
Product: tubulin epsilon and delta complex 1
Exons: 8
Coding region: 467-1675 (402 amino acids)
Source: RefSeq, a predicted model, not a curated record